Messenger RNA from Lachancea fermentati, 5862 nucleotides. Lineage: Eukaryota; Fungi; Ascomycota; Saccharomycetes; Saccharomycetales; Saccharomycetaceae. The record is from the annotation of a GenBank genome assembly.
AUGGCAACCGCAUAUUCUGUUCACUCAGUGAAAUCCUACAUGGAUGCCAUGAAUAGCAUGGUAAAUGCUGCUCAAGGGUUUGAUCUGACCUCUAAUGAUAUGGUUUGCCCAGAACUUGAAGUUGAGAGUGAAGAUUACGAGGAUAGUAAGAAUAGUAAGCUUACUAUCCUAUCUCAAGACAAAAAUGAGUGGGAUGAUAUAUUCAAUGAAUUCAGCGAUUUAUCAUCGGAUAAAUUGUUCGCCGCAAUAAAGCAGCAGAAAGCAGACAGGAAAUUCAAUAUUUUUCAGGAUCUCCAGAAAUUGAUGCUUAAUGCAAAAAACCCGACGAUGGAUGUGUCUUUAUUAUUAGAAUCUGUCAUAUCUAUUCUUUCAGAAAAGGAUAUGGAUAGAAUGCAGGCUGAGCUUUUUGACUUUUUGGGUGAUGAAAAUAUUGAACUGAUUUCCUUUCUCAUUCAAAACCGCAAUCAGAUCCUAUCAAAAUCGCAUGAAGAGAUCGAAGCCAUAUGGUGUAAUGUUGAAGCUUCCAAUACUUUUUUAAGUGAAAAAGAAAUACGGGCACAAUUCAUAAAUAACGUACAGAAAUCAAAGACUGACGAGCCGGCGGCGCUUCAAAAGCAAAGCAAGUAUCCUCACGUUUUUCGUAAGGAUGAUGCUGGAGCUGGUUUUUCACUAUCAUUUUCAGGCCAAAAGUUUGUCCUGCCUUCAGGAAGUACAAGACAUAGCUACCAGUCAUUUGAAGAAAUUAUAAUCCCUAUUUCAGAUGGAGGUGUAAAGCUUUCUGACAAGGCAAAAGAAAUUCAAGUUAGUGAUCUCGAUGUCUACUGUAGAUCGGUGUUUUCCUAUUCCACCCUUAAUAAAAUCCAGUCUUUGGUCUAUCCUGUUGCAUAUGAAACCAACGAAAAUAUGUUGAUUUGUGCUCCUACUGGUGCAGGAAAAACAGACAUCGCUCUACUCACAAUACUGAAUACAGUCAAGCAAUUUUCAUCUAUUAAGGAAGAUGGUGGUAUUGAUAUUUUGUAUGAUGCAUUCAAAAUCAUUUACGUUGCUCCGCUUAAGGCUUUGGCCGCCGAAAUAGUGGAAAAAUUCAGUAAAAAGUUAGCAAUCUUUGAUAUCAAGGUUCGUGAACUGACUGGUGAUAUGCAACUUACAAAGGGUGAGAUUAUAGAGACUCAAGUAAUCGUCACAACUCCCGAAAAGUGGGACGUAGUUACACGGAAAGGCAGUGGUGAUAAUGAAUUAGUUUCUAAAGUGAGGCUACUGAUUAUUGAUGAAGUACAUUUACUUCAUGAGGAAAGAGGUUCUGUAAUAGAGACACUUGUCGCCAGGACUCUGCGGCAAGUUGAAAGUUCGCAGUCAAUGAUUAGAAUUCUAGGUCUGUCCGCCACUCUACCUAAUUUUGGAGAUGUUGCAGACUUUCUGGGUGUCAACAGAUAUGUGGGAAUGUUCUAUUUCGAUCAGUCAUUUCGCCCAAAGCCGUUAGAGCAGCAACUACUUGGCUGUCGUGGGAAAGCUGGAAGUAGGCAGGCUAGAGAUAAUAUUGACCGCGUUUCUUAUGAAAGGUUGGCUGAGAUGAGACAGAAAGGCAAUCAGGUAAUGGUUUUUGUUCAUUCAAGAAAAGAUACAGUAAAAAGUGCCAGAACUUUCAUAAGUAUGGCGCGGACGAAUCAAGAGGCAGAUUUGUUCUCGGUAAACUCUCCAACGAAAGACCAUUAUACAAGGGAAAUGACACACAACAAAGACAAAGAUAUCAAAGAACUAUUUCAGUUUGGGUUUGGAGUUCAUCAUGCUGGUAUGUCGAGGUCCGAUCGUAAUCUGACUGAAAGGAUGUUUAAAGAUGGCGCAAUCAAUGUUCUUAUAUGUACUGCUACAUUGGCAUGGGGUGUCAACCUUCCUGCAGAUGUAGUAAUUAUCAAAGGCACCCAAGUCUACGAUCCAAAGAAAGGUGGCUUUACUGAUCUGGGAAUCUCAGACGUCAUUCAAAUUUUCGGUCGUGCAGGUAGACCGGGAUUUGGAUCUACUCAUGGAACAGGUAUACUUUGUACCACCUCAGACAAAUUGGAUCAUUAUGUUUCAUUGAUUACUCAACAGCAUGCAAUCGAAUCAAAACUAGGUACCAAGCUUGUUGACAAUUUAAAUGCUGAAAUAUCGCUUGGUACUGUAACUAACGUCGAAGAGGGUAUCCAGUGGUUAGGGUACACUUACAUGUAUGUCAGAAUGAAACAAAAUCCUUUCAUGUAUGGUAUCAACUGGGACGAGCUGAGGGAUGAUCCCCAACUAUAUGAAAGAAGACGGAAAAUGAUCGUGACCGCUGCGCGGAGACUGCAUACUCUACAAAUGAUUAUUUUUGAUGAAACGUCGAUGCAUUUCAUUCCUAAGGACUUGGGUAGAAUUUCUUCCGAUUUUUACCUCUUGAAUGAAUCAGUGGAGAUAUUCAAUCAAAUGUGCAACCCAGGUGCUACCGAGGCGGACGUGAUGUCCAUGAUUAGCAUGAGCAGCGAAUUUGAUAACAUGAAAUUCCGAGAAGAGGAAGCCGGUGAGCUUACCAAGCUCAUGGAUUCUGCCGUUCAAUGUCAAAUUGGUAGUGAAAUACAUUCAGCGCAAGGAAAAACAAAUAUCUUGCUCCAGUCAUUCAUUUCGAAGACCAAAAUAUUUGAUUCUGCACUUUUCUCCGAUUCAAAUUACGUUGCUCAAAACUCUGUAAGGAUUUGUAGGGCAUUGUUUUUGAUUGGUGUGAACAGAAGAUGGGGAAAAUUUGCAAAAGUCACUCUUGAUAUUUGUAAAUCAAUCGAGAAAAGAUUGUGGUCAUUUGAUCACCCGCUUUGUCAAUUUGAGUUAUCCGAACCCAUCUUGCACCAUAUCAGAGACAAGAAUCCAUCUAUGGAAAAUUUGUUGGACAUGUCGUCAGAGGAACUUGGUGAACUAGUUCAUAAUAAGAAAAUGGGAUCUAGACUGUACAAUAUGAUAAAUCGCUUCCCAAUGAUUGACAUUGGCGCAGAGAUAUUUCCAAUCACAGCCAACGUUAUGCGCAUUCAUGUUACUUUAGAGCCCAAUUUUCAAUGGGAUUUCAGAAUUCAUGGAGAUGCCCAAUUUUUCUGGGUCUUCGUCGAAGAAUCGGAUAAAUCUCAAAUCUUACAUUUUGAUAAAUUCAUUCUGAAUAAGCGACAGCUUAAUAAUCCACAUGAAAUGGAUUUCAUGAUUCCUUUGUCUGAUCCGCUGCCACCUCAAGUGGUCGUUAAAGUUGUGUCAGAUGUAUGGAUUGGCAGCCAGUCCACGCACGCCAUUUCAUUCCAGCAUUUGAUUAGGCCCCAUAAUGAAACUCUUCAAACUAAACUACAAAGGCUCAGACCACUGCCGGUUUCUGCUUUGCACAACGAACUUGUACAAUCGAUUUAUCAUUUCAAAUACUUUAAUCCACUCCAGACCAUGACAUUUCACACUCUUUAUAACACCAACGAGAGUGUGUUUGUGGGGUCACCUACAGGAUCAGGUAAAACAGUGGUAGCAGAAUUGGCUAUGUGGCAUGCGUUCAAAGAAUACCCGGGAAGUAAAAUUGUUUAUAUUGCUCCUAUGAAAGCUUUGGUACGUGAAAGAGUCGAUGACUGGAGGGAGAGAAUUACUCCCACAACUGGAGAUAAGGUAAUUGAAUUGACUGGUGACUCCAUCCCAGAUCCAAGAGAUGUUAAAGAUGCAACAAUUGUAAUCACUACACCCGAAAAGUUCGAUGGUAUUUCUCGUAAUUGGCAAACCCGUAAAUUUGUUCAGGAUGUAUCUUUAAUUAUCAUGGAUGAAAUUCAUUUGUUAGCAAGUGAUAGAGGUCCCAUUUUAGAGAUGAUUGUCAGUCGUAUGAACUACGUCUCAUCUCAAACAAAGAAGCCCGUACGAUUAUUAGGUAUGUCCACUGCAGUCUCUAAUGCUUACGACAUGGCGAGUUGGUUAGGCGUUAAGAAUAACGGUCUUUACAAUUUUCCGUCAAGUGUUAGACCUGUUCCUUUGAAAAUGUUUAUUGAUGGCUUUCCUGAUAACUUGGCUUUCUGUCCUCUGAUGAAAACUAUGAACAAACCAGCAUUCAUGGCGAUCAAACAACAUUCGCCAAACAAACCCGUUUUAAUAUUUGUGGCUUCUCGUCGUCAAACAAGGCUAACUGCGUUAGACUUAAUUCAUCUCUGUGGUAUGGAAGAAAAUCCACGUAGAUUCUUGAAUAUUGAAGAUGAAGAAGAACUUCAGUAUUACUUGUCGCAGGUAUCCGAUGAAACUUUGAAAUUAUCUUUGCAGUUUGGGAUUGGUCUACAUCAUGCUGGUUUGGUGGAAAAAGAUAGAUCAAUAUCGCAUCAGCUAUUCCAACGUAAUAGGAUUCAAGUGUUGGUUGCUACAUCUACUCUGGCUUGGGGUGUUAACUUACCCGCUCACCUAGUGAUUAUAAAGGGUACACAAUUCUAUGAUGCUAAAAUUGAAGCUUACAGAGAUAUGGACUUAACCGACAUUUUGCAAAUGAUGGGCAGAGCUGGUAGGCCUGCUUUUGACACUUCUGGUACCGCAAUCGUUUACACCAAACAAUCCAAAAAGAUGUUCUACAAGCAUUUCUUGAACGUUGGAUUUCCCGUUGAAUCGUCACUACACAAGGUGCUUGAUGAUCAUAUGGGUGCCGAAAUAUCCUCUGGGUCAAUUACCAAUAAGCAGGAGGCUUUGGAUUUUUUGAGCUGGACGUUUUUGUUCAGAAGAGCGCAUCACAACCCAACGUAUUACGAUAUUUCUGACGACGUUUCAGAUUUUGGUGUUAACAAACAUUUAAGUGAACUCAUUGAUGCCACAAUAGAAAAUUUAAAAGACUCGCAAUGUGUGAUAUUACGGGGAGACGAAAUUGAACCGACGCCUUUUUUAAGUAUUUCAUCCUAUUACUAUAUUUCCCAUAAGACAAUAAGGCAGUUACUGAAGCAAAUCCAUAAUAAAGCCACUUUCAGAGAAGUUCUCAAGUGGCUCUCUUUGGCUUUCGAGUUCAAUGAGCUCCCAGUAAGGAACGGUGAAAUCAUCAUGAAUAUUGAAAUGUCAGCUAGCUCAAGAUACACGGUGGAAAGUACAUUUACCGAUGAGCAAGAGCUACCUAUGUGGGAUCCUCAUAUUAAAGCAUUUCUUCUAUUACAAGCGUAUUUAAGUCGUGUUGACUUACCAAUCGCUGAUUACCAUCAAGAUACGAUAUCGGUAUUGGAUCAAACUCUGCGUAUUUUACAGGCAUAUGUUGAUGUGGCUAGCGAAAUGGGAUAUUUCCACACUGUUUUGACUAUCAUAAAAGUUAUGCAAUGUGUUAAGCAAGGGUGCUGGUAUGAGGAUGAUCCUGUAUCAACUCUACCAGGAAUGACCUUAACUAGACUUAAUGAGAAAGAAUUCAAUGAACAAGGUCACCGUGUAGAUAAGGUGCAAAAGUUAACGUUAGAUAAAGUUGGUCGGAUGAGCCCCAGAAAACUAGAGGAACUGGCCCGCAAGAUGAAUGUCCCUAAAGAGAAAACAAAAAAAUUUGUGAAUGAAGCAACUAGAUUACCUGUUCUAGUUGACAUCAGUGUUUUGCCGCAAACAUCAGCUAACGAAUUAGUGAUUACCUCCAAGCACGCGAGUCCGAAAUACAAUCGUGAGUUUGCUGUUUGGUGUGACAGAUUCCCCAAAAUGCAGAAGGAACUGUGGUUCGUAAUUGCUUAUAAAGAUGAUGAAUUGAUGAUGAUAAAGAGAUGUCAACCAAGGAAGCACCAGAGAGAGGUGUCUGUUCGGUGUGAUUUCGUGGUUCCUGAAGAAUUGCAGGGGGAAAAGCUGGAAUUUAUUCUCAUCAACGAUGCCCUGGACAUCCACUACGAAUUUUCGCACAAGCUGAUGUGA